CUUUCCUAUAAAAGAGCACACCGAGACACCAGCUGAAUUCCCGGCACACGUCCGCGCCGAUUCACACCGCCAACAUGUCCAGAACCGACGAGGUCCACCGGAUCACCGAGAACGUCUACAAGUCCAUCAUGGAGCAGUUCAACCCGUGCCUGAGGAACUUCGUGGCCAUGGGGAAGAGCUACGAGAAGGCGCUGACCAGUGUCACGUCCGCGGCAAAGGGUUACUUCCACGCUCUGGUGCAGAUGGGCGAGGUGGCCAGCGACAGCCAAGGCGCCAAGGAGCUCGAAGAAACAGCAUGGGAGGUCCUGUUCCAGAUGGCCGAAGUGCACCGCCGCAUUCAGAUCCAGCUGGAGGAGAUGUUGAAGUCGUUCCACAACGAGCUGCUGACCGAGCUGGAGAAGAAAGUGCAGAUGGACGCUCGCUACCUCAACGCGGCGCUCAAGAAGUACCAGACGGAGCACAGGAGCAAAGGGGAGAGUUUGGAAAAGUGCCAGACCGAACUGAAGAAGCUGCGACGCAAAAGUCAGAGCGGAAAGACCCCCGCCAAGUACGGCGACAAGGACCUGCAGCAGAUGAGCGGCACCAUGCCAGAGGCCGGCGCCAAAACCCUGGCCGGACCUCCGCAGUUGGCGGCGCUGCGAAGCGCCGGCGGCCCGCAGAGGCUGAUGGAAGGCGGCGCCGAACACUACCAGCAGUGGCCCGAGUCCAAAGCGGCAGCGGUGCCCCAAGGCAAGACGUCGUACUCCAACACGCUGCCCGCACGAAAAGCGGCGCCCGCCAAGAGCAAGACCUCGCUGACGGAGCCUCGCACGCUGCCGCGCUCCAGCUCGAUGGCGGCGGGCCUGGAGAAGAAGCAGCGCGGCGGGCGGACGGCGCGGGUGCGGGCCCUCUUCUCGCACGCGGCCGGUGACAACGGCACGUUGCUCAGCUUCCAGCAAGGCGACGCCGUCACGCUGCUGGUGCCCGAGGCCCGCGACGGCUGGCACUACGGCGAGAACGAGAAGACGCGCAUGCGAGGCUGGUUCCCCUUCUCGUACACGCGCGUCAUUUCGGAGGACGACCCGGACACCGACGGCCGACUUCCUGUUCACAGCCUCCAUCCUUGGAGGAGCAGCAGCACCGGAAACCUUCUGGACAGAGAUGCCACUUCUGCCGCCGCCGCCGCCGCCGUCACCUUCGCCGACUACCACAUCCACCCGCUGGCCAGACAGCCACGCCCCUACAGCGUCACCAUGCCGGGUUUCUCGCAGGCAGCGGCGGACGAGUACGAUCCGGCUCCCCGUUUCGUCAGCGGUACUUCCGAAGUCAAACUCAUUUCCACAGUGUGAGAACAGACAGAGCGGACUGCUGAUUGACAACAGGAACAGGAAGCGAGCCCACAAGAAUAGGUCGUGGUGGCGGCCGGCGUCUUGGUGGGGUCGGUUCUCCGCAUCAAGCGCAGGCGCAAACUUAUCUUUCAUACACACACACACACACACACACACACACACACACGCUCAGUUUCAGAAUCUCAACAAUAAUCCCAAUCAUCCUAAUCAAAGUGUAUUUGUAUCACCAGUGGCAUUUCCACACACCUCCAGUAUGUAGUGAACGGAAAUAUUUGUCUUCUAUGAGCACUUUUGAUGACAUUCUGUUCACGCCGAUGAUAUUGCCACACUCCGACGGAUGACAUUCUCAUGUUUUGUAGAUCGCUGUCAUGAAUAUGUGUUGCUGUGUAUUGACAUUAUGAUGGACAUUGACAUCACGCACACUGUUAUGUAUCAUACAUUUGUGUAGCCUGUAUUAUAGAACACACGAAUAUGUACAGGAUAUUUAUUUACAUGAUGACACGUGGCUGCAAUAUUAUGUAUUACGAACACUCGGCGUGAGUCGUUCCACGCCAAUCAGAUAUUUAUUUAUUUAUUUAUUUUGCAAUUCAAGGUGCCAAGCAUCCCCAAGCGGCGAAUGGCCUUGUGUUUCAAAAGUCUGUACGGAGGCAAUGCAUGCUUUGACGGCGAAGCCGCAACAGAAACAUGUAACGCUGAACAGCUGGCAUCAGCUUCAACAAAUAUAUCAAUAAAAAAAUGAAAUAAAAUAUUACAAAUGUAUACAAGAUGUUCUCCUGACACCCAGGCCCGCUUGUCCUCAGCUUGGAACGAACUUCACAACUUCAACUCAAAUGUGUUUCAAACAUUUCUCUGUUCUGCAGUCCAGAUCGAAGCCCAAGUGCGAUUGUUUAGGACAACAAAAGCUCGCUUUUGGGGAAAAAAAAAAAACUCAAAAGCUUGCGCAAUCAUCAUUGAGCAGAAAACAACGCAAGCGUGAAGAUCGCAAAUUGCAAAAUAACUUGUUUUGAUCCGAUGGGAUAUCGAUGUACAAUGAUGUGGAAUAAAUAUCCCUUUGGGAGAAGCGUA
Hippocampus comes (tiger tail seahorse) is the source of this 2393-nucleotide messenger RNA. RefSeq names its product BAR/IMD domain containing adaptor protein 2b (gene baiap2b). Gene Ontology annotation, molecular function: protein binding. NCBI's taxonomy places the organism in Eukaryota, Metazoa, Chordata, Actinopteri, Syngnathiformes, Syngnathidae. The transcript has 14 exons. Bases 75 to 1328 code for a protein of 417 amino acids. Gene Ontology annotation, biological process: positive regulation of actin filament polymerization; plasma membrane organization; actin crosslink formation. Gene Ontology annotation, cellular component: cytosol; nucleoplasm. The record is from RefSeq and is a predicted model, not a curated record.